AUGGAUAUUCAAUACAUUGCGCGGGAAAAUAAACGGAACCCUGUUUUGAGGCAGGAGUUCUUUGCGGCACUUCUUCCUGUCUUUGCUGGCAAUCAUGAUAAGGUGGCGCAGCUCCACGAUGACUAUUGUGAAGGCAAGUAUGUACCCAAUAUUACACUUGCAAUUGAGGCAUUCAUCGCAUUCCUUUGUAACGUCACCAAGCAUGCGGACGUAUACUCUGGAAUCUCGUACUUUGACAUGGGAGACCCGAAUGGUCCACAAGCUGGGCAGUACACCUCACUCAAACUUUUAGACCCGCUUGAUGACCCAUUUGUCUUUGAUAAUGUCAGGGCAGAGCGCAUUGAAACGGUAGAACGAUUUAGGCAGCAUGACAUUCAGGUUGGACCAGUGCGGGCCCCUGCCACUGGCUUCAUCGCCGCAAACUCAAAGUCCUUGAACUACUUUACACACCGUCCUGAGGAGGUUGUCUACGUGUCGACGGACGCGGACCAGGGCCUUUUCCGGUCGUUGAAAAAGUCUGCACACUACAAAGCGAUCGCCGCCAACCCGGCAAUGCAAUUUUUGCUUCACGCACAUAAUGGUGCUGGUGUUGUGGCAACUUUCAACCGCUUUUUUUACCGCACCAUGCCGAUGCUUGCUUUUUAUCAGAAGCUGCUGAAACACUACACAGAGAACGUGCAUUCGCUGCGACAGACGGCGCAGAAUAGUGUACGUGGAUUGGCACGUGUGUUGGAGAACGAACGCUCCGCUGCCAUCGAGGAAUUCAGACGCAACAGUGAACGGUACUGGCGGAACGUUUUGGAGGGCCGCAGCGUGGAGCAGGCCAUGGGUGGAAAUGGGGGUGGUGCUGGUGGUGGUGGUGGUGGUGGUGAGAGAAGCGGCAACGGUGCCACAUCCGCCAUGACAUCUGCAACACCAUCGUCUCAGGGAGCCAUUGCUGGGGACGUCGCCAGGGCCCUUGGCGGUGGCCGAGCAGACGAUCAGAAACGAGGCACGCAAACACAGCAGCAGCAACAAAAAACGGAUAGGGAUACUGGCAGUGGUGUCCGCACGACGUUUUCUCCACGCCAGGGCGGCUCACGCAGCAUGACGGACCUGCUGUCGAAGCUUAAUAAACCGAAAGGGUCAAGUAGUUCGGGCACCGCGAAGGGCCCGACGAGGCAGGGCCCGGCCAAACCUCCCGCUAGUGGGAGCCGUGGGGCAAAGCCAUAA
Molecule: messenger RNA, 1212 nt
Organism: Trypanosoma rangeli
Lineage: Eukaryota; Euglenozoa; Kinetoplastea; Trypanosomatida; Trypanosomatidae
Exons: 1
Coding region: 1-1212 (403 amino acids)
Source: RefSeq, a predicted model, not a curated record